UCAAUCCGAAGGACAAUAAACAUUAAUGGCUGACCUAGAAAAAGUAAACAAUUGUUACCAGAAAUGAGUCUUUCCGUUCGUUGUUUUGUUCCCUGUUUGAUUUUAAUUUUUAAUUUUAUGACAACUAUCAGAGAUAGCAAAUUUUUAAAAAAUGAAUUCAGACGAUUAUAAUUUUGAAACUGUAUUAGGGAACGGAACAUUUGGAAUGGUGCACUUGGUACGGAGGAAAAGUGAUUGGAAGCCUUUUGUUAUUAAAGAGCAAAAAUUAAGUGCAACAAACUUUUUGAGUUUUAAGAUGGCUUUGAUUGAAGUUGAUUCCAUUCGGAAAUUGAGACAUCCGAAUAUUGUUUCCUAUCGUGGAGCUUGGUUAGAGGGUAAACGAAGUUUUAUUUUAAUGGAAUUUGCAAGACAUGGGACUUUAAAGGAUUUGCUCGAGAAACGACAAAGGCCUUUAAAAGAAGAGGAUGCUGUUUAUUUAUUCACUCAGGUCGUUUUAGGAGUGAACCAUAUUCAUUCGAAAAAUAUUUUACACAGAGACUUGAAACCAGAAAAUAUUAUGCUCACUGGACGAAAUGCGGAUGUCGUGAAAAUUGUUGACUUUGGACUUUCAAAAAACAAUCAAGAAAGUAUCUUGAGUCACGCGGGAACAUAUUUUUACAUGGCACCGGAAAUGUUACAAGGCCAGGCUUAUGAUUUAAAAUGCGAUAUUUGGAGUAUGGGUGUCGUUUUAUAUGAAAUGGUCACAAAAACACUUCCUUUUCCUGCUACGACUCAUUCGGAAUUGAUGAAAAUGGUGAUUUUUGAAAAGCCAAAGUCCUUGACAAAAGGCUUGAGUGGAAAUUUAAUCAGCACUAUUUCCAAAAUGUUAAGAAAAACUGCAAUUUCACGACCAUCAACGGAACUACUGAUCUCAUCACCGUGUUUGAACAAAAUCGUCGUGAAACUCUAUCUUAACGUUGGUCGCACCCAUCCGGUCUCAAAGGAGGAGCUUGCUCCGCAAGUAUUUCUCAACUUUUUAAAACCUCAAUCUGCCUCUGUCCCGAAAACAGUUUAACAUCUUUUUAAUUUAAUUACAAGACUCAAAAAGGGUCUUGAAGUCGAGAUUUAACAUUUUUAUCUAUUUUAAUAUUUUAUCAAUUCUUUUUUAUUGUUCCAAGAACUAAAAACUGUUUUUUUAUUUUCUAAAGACUUACUAUAUUUGUUUGUUUUGCACUAUAAAAUAUUUAU
Messenger RNA from Leptopilina heterotoma, 1227 nucleotides. Its product is annotated as serine/threonine-protein kinase Nek5-like. Gene Ontology annotation, molecular function: ATP binding; protein kinase activity. The record is from RefSeq and is a predicted model, not a curated record. Bases 152 to 1054 code for a protein of 300 amino acids. Gene Ontology annotation, biological process: protein phosphorylation. NCBI's taxonomy places the organism in Eukaryota, Metazoa, Arthropoda, Insecta, Hymenoptera, Figitidae. The transcript has 6 exons.